Messenger RNA from Stegostoma tigrinum, 3040 nucleotides. Its product is annotated as galactocerebrosidase-like. Gene Ontology annotation, cellular component: lysosome. Lineage: Eukaryota; Metazoa; Chordata; Chondrichthyes; Orectolobiformes; Stegostomatidae. The record is from RefSeq and is a predicted model, not a curated record. The transcript has 14 exons. Gene Ontology annotation, biological process: galactosylceramide catabolic process. Gene Ontology annotation, molecular function: galactosylceramidase activity. Bases 112 to 1701 code for a protein of 529 amino acids.
GCAUCUGCAGUUCCCAUUAUCACCUAUUGGACUAUGAGCUGGUGUCGUGUGACUUCUGACUUUGUCCAAUCAAGUACAACACCAGCACCUCCACAUUAUCUCUGUGAAUGAAUGAAUGAAGUCAGUGUCGCCUCUGGCACCGCCGAGUGUCUCGCGCCUCUCGAUUGUGACGACUGUGAUCAGGUGACCGGUAGUGUUGCCAUGGAUGCGGCGGAGCGGGUCGGUCGAGUUCGGCGGCAGCGGGGCCAGGGGCUUCCUUCUUUCCACUGGGCCUGGACCUGGCUUACUCUCACUCUCACUGCCCGUAUCGGAGCCGCCGUCUACGUCCUGGACGACAAAGGAGGCCUGGGCCCGCAGUUUGACGGUAUUGGGGGCUUGAGCGGCGGCGGGGCAACUUCCCGGCUUCUUGUGAAUUACCCAGAGCCAUAUCGCAGCCAAAUCUUGGACUAUUUAUUCAAGCCAAACUUUGGUGCUUCCCUGCAUAUCUUGAAAGUUGAGAUUGGUGGUGAUGCCCAAACAACAGAUGGAACUGAACCAUCACAUAUGCGCAAUGAAAAUGAUGAAAAUUACUCCAGAGGAUAUGAGUGGUGGCUGAUGAAGGAAGCUAAGAAGAGGAAUCCUAAUAUUAAAUUAAUAGGGCUGCCUUGGGCCUUUCCUGGUUGGAUUGGCUGUGGAAACGACUGGCCUUAUACCUGCCCAGACAAAACAGCCUAUUAUGUUGCCUCAUGGAUUCAUGGUGCUAAAUUGUAUCAUAAUCUGGAUAUUGAUUAUGUUGGGAUUUGGAAUGAGAGAGCAUUUGACAGAAAGUACAUUGAGCUGCUGAGAUACACCAUGGACAAAAUGGGUCUAGAGCAGGUGAAAAUCAUAGCCAGCGAUAAUCUUUGGGAUCCAAUAUCUUGGUCUGUGCUUCAAGAUACUGAACUAUAUGAUGUGGUCGACAUUAUUGGAGCCCAUUAUCCUGGAACAUUUUCAAGUAGUAACGCCAGGAAGACACGGAAGAAACUAUGGUCAUCUGAAGACUACAGUACUGUGAAUGAUCAUGUUGGAGGAGGCUGCUGGGCUCGUAUACUUAACCAGAAUUUUGUCAAUGGCAAUAUGACUUCCACAAUCGCAUGGAACUUAGUGGCAAGUUAUUAUAAAGAUUUACCAUUUGGCCAGGAUGGACUGAUGACUGCAGAUGAACCGUGGAGUGGGCAUUAUGAUGUGCAGUCACCCAUUUGGAUUACAGCACACACCACACAGUUCACUCAGCCAGGAUGGCACUACCUGAAGACUGUUGGUCACUUGCAGAAGGGUGGCAGUUAUGUGGCCCUUACUGAUGGGAAGGGAAAUAUCACCAUUAUCAUAGAAACAAUGACCCGUGAUCAUUCAAUAUGUAUCAGGCCACCGCUACCACCUUACGAUGUCUUUCAGCAAAAUGUGACUUUUAAAUUACAAGGAUCAUUUAAAAAUAUUGAAGCUUUGAAAGUAUGGCAUUCAAAAUUUGACUUUGUCAAGAAUUCAUCAACAUUUUUUAACCAGAUGUCUGAAAUCAAGCCUAUCAAUGGAUCAUUUUCACUGCAAUUGAAGUUGGAUGAAAUAUACACCAUGACCACCGUCAAUACAGGAAAUCGAGGCAGCUUUCCUGAGCCACCACCUUCUACAUCAUUUCCCAAAGUAUAUAAGGACAGCUUUAAUGUUGGGAACAUGGAAAAAAUUUGAUAAACCAGAGCUACAGAGGCUGAAGGAGCUGAAAAUGACUUGCCCACUGCCUCUGGACAAUUCUGAUGCACCCUACUCAGUGUACCAUGUUCAAGGGCACUGAUAAAGACGCUGAAAACGUACUGACUGUGCAGGUUGUGACAUCAACGAUCUUUCUAGAUGAAUGGACGCAUGCUACUAACCUCGAUCAAGCUAGUCCAGUUAACUCAAGAUAUUUUUAGUAAACCUGUUCAGAUAUAUCACAGCUUGUCCGGGGCAGGUAGGACGUGAACUCAUAGCUUCUGGCUUAGAGGUAGGGACACUAUCACUGCAGCAGCACAAGAGCCCCAAACACGCUCUAUAUUUUAUAAUCAACCUGCUCAGUGAUGUUACUAUACACCUCUGGAGCAGGUAGAACUUGAGCCCUCACUAUUCCCCUCUAUUUACUACUUGUAUCUAGAAGUGCUGCAACUCACUUUUUUUUGCCAUCACAAAGCCAACCAUGUAACUUGUCACCUGUUAUCCACCAGCACUAAACCACCUAUGUUUCCAAUUAAUCAGUUUAUGUGCCAAGCCCUGUCCUUAUCGCUCCCAGCUAAACAUGUGCCAUCUGUAGAAGGGACCCAAUAGCAUUACUUCAAGGAUCAAUUAUCCUAAUUUAUUAGUGAGGAACGUUUGACUGACUUUUGCUACUAUAAAUUUAGUUCAGAGGAGUAGUAUGAUGUGGCCUGGGAGGCACUUUAGUGGCAAGUUAUUUUGAACUGAAUCUGUUGCUUCCUCAUUGGGUGGAACAGAGAUAGCAUUCCUCAGAAGAGCAAAGUGAAACAGGUUGUAUUGCAGCUGUUCUUUAAAGAGAUAUCUUUUUGAGAAUGCUGAGGAAAUCUAGCUAGGCCUGUCUAUCUCGUGUAUACGUUUUUUCACUGCUCUGAGGGUUGAGGCGGAGGGCUUGUUCCAGGAGGCUGCAGAUGUCAGCACUUAACUGCAGUGACAGCCUGAACCUCCUAAUCCACUGGAAUUCCGCUAUAUCAAGAGAGCUAAUGCUGUCCUUGCAGACCUGGUUUUGCUGUUGCUGAUGGUGGCGAUGUAGCAACUGCUGUUCCUGCUCAACAGAGGAGACUGGACCUGCUCCAAGAAAUAGCCUCAGCAAUUUGGUGACUAUGAAAAGCUUUAACAUAAUUGAUUUAAAUAUAACCAGUGAUCUGAUGUAUUUAUAGUCCUGAAGUUAUGAGAUGCCACAGAGCUUUGUCAAGUGUACAUGGUUAUAAUAUUUUUUCAGUUCCCAGCAGUGUGGCUUUUGAAGUCCUUGAUGUUAAUAUGGAGUUUGGUAAAUAAUUUUAAUCUUGGUGUUCAAAUUAUCUGU